GUCUUUAAAAGCGCGCCGCAGGUUUCGUACAAAUGGCGGUCUCUUGCUAAACUGUUGUCACGGUACAAGAGUUUUUACCUGAGAUAAUCGCUAGUUCGUGUAAUAUUUGACGUUUUCCGGUAAAGAAAAAACAUUGCAAAAUGUCUGCUCUAACUAAACCAAAGUCCGAGAUGACACCGGAAGAAUUGGCAAAGAGGGAAGAGGAGGAAUUUAACACCGGCCCUCUCUCAGUACUAACGCAAUCCGUUAAGAAUAACACUCAGGUAUUGAUAAAUUGCAGAAAUAACAAGAAGCUUUUGGGACGAGUGAAGGCAUUUGACAGACAUUGUAACAUGGUCUUGGAAAAUGUCAAGGAGAUGUGGACGGAACUUCCACGCACAGGGAAAGGCAAGAAAAAGGCAAAACCGGUGAACAAGGACAGAUUUAUCCCAAAGAUGUUCCUACGUGGAGACUCCGUCAUCCUGGUCUUGAGGAAUCCAUUGGCGACGGCAGCAGGAAAGUAAUAAAUCAAGGAUCAAUUUAAUACAUUACAAACCUAAGAUUAAUUAUUAUAAGAUUGCACUGGAAAUAAAACUUUUUUUAGCACAAA
Molecule: messenger RNA, 589 nt
Organism: Ooceraea biroi (clonal raider ant)
Lineage: Eukaryota; Metazoa; Arthropoda; Insecta; Hymenoptera; Formicidae
Gene: SmD2
Product: small ribonucleoprotein particle protein SmD2
Biological process (GO): RNA splicing
Cellular component (GO): small nuclear ribonucleoprotein complex
Molecular function (GO): RNA binding
Source: RefSeq, a predicted model, not a curated record